Messenger RNA from Aegilops tauschii subsp. strangulata, 2715 nucleotides. Lineage: Eukaryota; Viridiplantae; Streptophyta; Magnoliopsida; Poales; Poaceae. The record is from RefSeq and is a predicted model, not a curated record.
UCUGUGCCCAGCUAUUCAUUGCUUUCUCCUCUCGACUUCCCUGGAAAAAAAUUAGGACUUAAUUUCCCACAAACAAAUAAUAUUAACCAUAGUUUCCAUGGUAAAGCUGCUGCUGCCUUGUGACCAUGAGGUCACGGGUUCAAGUCCUGGAAACAGCCUCUUACAGAAAUGUAGGGAAAGGCUGCGUACUAUAGACCCAAAGUGGUCGGAUCCUUCCCCGGACCCUGCGCAAGCGGGAGCUACAUGCACCGGGCUGCCCUUCUAUAGUUUCCAUGGGCGCUGGAUUCUCCUGGGUGAAUAAUUUUUUGGGAUGAAUAAUUUGUGGUAGUGAUAAUCUCUCAACUCUCAAGUGAUCACCAGAAAAUAUAUUGGAAGCAUUCAGUUAUGUAGGAACCUGAUGCAAUGGUAAUCCAAGAUUUGUUGUCUCCUGUAUGUUAAUACAUUAUACUGCUGUUGUGAGUGUUAGCAUCCUGAAGAGAGGUCGGGCAACAAAGACUUGUGAAUUACAACAGCGCUAGAUGGGGGGGGGGGGGGGGCAAACCAGCUGGGAGAGAAAUAUUUGUAGUGUAGUAGGAUUUCAGAGUGAUCAGAGCUGGAAUUUAGGAACUGAGAGCGUUGUUUAGUCGUUGCUUGAUCAAAAGAUUACAUGGUCACCUGGCCAGACCUUUGGGCAUCACUGUGCUCUACUGAUUCAUCAGAAGCACCAAUCUGCUGGCAUGCUUUUGCUGCCUGGAGAGCAAUGAUAUGGUUAGUUGAUUCAAAAUACAGCUAACGUGUUCAACUACGCCACUACUAUUCCUGGCCUUCCAGGUUAUGAGAGCAUCUCCAGCCGUUGAGCCCCCCAGGAGGCAUUUUUUUCGCCUCUUGGGGGGCUGGCGGCGAAAUUUUUUGUCUGGGAUUGAGAAAAUAUCCACUCGUUGCCCUCCCACGCACCUAUCCCCGCCACGACCACCACGCGAACCGCAGAACCGGCUGGCGCUCCGCGGCGGCGGGCUACCUCUGCUUCCUCCUCUUCCUCGAGCUCCCCUCCAUCUCCGUCGCGCCCGUCCCUACCGCCGACCGCCCGCGCCGCCGCGAGCUCGAGGCCCUUCCCCCUCCCCGCCCGCCCCGGAUUCCUGCCCCGCCCGGUCGCGAACCAGCCGGAGAGCAUCAUCGACCCGGCCGCCUCCGUCGUGGCCAGGAAGGACGGCCGGCACCAGCAGCAGCCGCAGCACUGCGUCGUCAUCGUCGGCACCAUCUUCGGGAGCCGCAGCGGCCGCGUGACCUUCUGCGUGCAGCGCGACCCCGCCGUGCCGCCCCCGUUCCUCUUCGAGCUCUCCGUGCCCGUGCAGUCCCUCGCCGCCGAGAUGGCGUCCGGCCUACUCCGCAUCGCGCUCGCCUUCGCCGCGCCUGCGUGCUUGCGCGGCCGCCCCACCAACCUCCGUUCGGGCGGGCCCGUGCUUGUGCCGCGCCUGCGCACCGCGUGCUCGCCCGUGAGCGGCAGCGGCGAGCAGGAAGAGCAGGGCGCGGGCGGCCUGCGCCCCGCCCGCGCCCGCACACCGCGAGCUCGCCCUCAGCGGCAGCGGCCUGGAACCGGCGUGGCAGGAGCGGUCGAGGCCAGCUGGGCGACGGCGUACGCGGGCAGCGGCGUGUGGAUUGCGGACGGGCGCGACUGCGAACGGGGAGGCGUGGCAGCCUCGGCGACGGAAUCGAGUGCCGCCGGUUCCAGGCCGAGUGCACCGGGCAGGAGAAGGGCGACCGGUGGCGCCUCUAGACGAAGCAGUCCGGCGGCGGGAGCGCGCGCCACCGCCCGUCCCGCGGACGAGAAGGCGAGCGCCACAGCGGCCACGCCGGGGAGCGAGACGACGGCGGCGAGGUGGCUGAGGCAGAGCUUGUAGCAGUUGGUGCGGAGCAGCACACGUGGAUCAAGAGGGGAGCAGGGAGGCGUGGGGUAGGUGGUAAAAGGGGAGGGAGAGUGGGAAAAGGGGCUGACUGUGGGUCAGUUGCGGCCAAAAAAUAGCGCCGGUGCCCCCAGCUCGCCCCCAGGUAGCUGGGUUCGGGUUAGGAGCGCCGGCCGUAACUUUCGUCAAAUCCGGCGAAAAAGGAGGUCUUGGGUGCAUGGCUGGGGCGAUUUUUUACAACCGGCGCAAAAAAAGUGGUCCUGGGGAGGCUGUUGGGGAGCCUAGUGGAGAUGCUCUGAAAUACUAUGGUUUGUUUUGUGCUGUUCCUGGCCCAUUUCCUCUCAGCUUUCAUAAUUGAAUAAAAGGCAUUGUAUAGCUUUCCUCCAAUCCUGCUACAUGCAUCUGUCACCAUGGCAUAACUGCCAACAUCUGGGUGCAGAAAGGAAUCUGUUUAGAAGGCUUUCGAGUCGGAAGCAAGGAAGUCACAGGCCUGCUUUCCUGGUUAAGGAAAACUGUCUGGAAAAGAAAAUAGUUGUUGCCCCAAAAUUUGUUAGAGGAAACAGGUUGGGGAAACAGGGCAAGCAAAUACUAGGAAGCAAGUCGGUCUGAAAACCAGGAAGAAGGGCUGCUGAGGAGGUUAUAGAGUUGAAGAGUGAUCCAUAUGUCUGUUUGGCAACUUUGCUAGCCAGUGAAAGUAAAAUUACUCAAAGAGUCUUGUGAAAGCGGGAUUUGCUCGUCUCAGUGAAAAUUGUAAAACAUGCUUUUGAUGUUACUGCUACUGCUCAUAAAUGGACUAACUAGUUUUAUUUUGGUGACAGUUUAAGCCAAGCAUGGA